UUGGGUCUAGAUAGACACGUUAGGACUCACUCACCACCACCACCACCCAACUCUAAAGAUGAAGACUGCUUGCUUGGCUAUGUGCGCUGCUGGAGCGCAGGCUUUCGUGGCACCCAGCGCCUUCAACGGUGCCGCGGUGACCGCCCCGGCCAAGUCUUCCUCGGCCAUGAAGAUGUCGUUCGAGUCCGAGCUCGGCGCGCAGCCCCCCCUCGGCUUCUUUGACCCCCUUGGCCUCCUCAUCGACCAGGACCAGGAGCGCUUCGACCGCCUCCGGUACGUGGAGGUGAAGCACGGCCGCAUUUCGAUGCUCGCGGUGGCCGGCCACCUGGUGGCGCAGAACUACAGAUUCCCGGGGUACCUGUCGUACGACGCGAAGCUCACCUUCGCGGACAUGCCGAACGGCGUGGCGGCUAUCUCCAAGAUCCCGCCGCUCGGGCUCGCCCAGAUCGUUGCCUUCAUCGGCUUCCUGGAGCUGAACGUGAUGAAGAACGUGGAGGGCUCCUUCCCCGGUGACAUGACCAUCGGCGGCAACCCAUUCGGGGCUCAGUGGGACAAGAUGUCCGAGGAGACUAAGCUCUCCAAGCGCGCGAUCGAGCUCAACAACGGCCGCGCCGCACAGAUGGGUAUCCUCGCCAUGAUGAUCCACGAAGAGAUCUCCAACCAGCCCUACAUCAUCAACGACCUCCUCAACGCGCCCUACACCUUCAACUAAGCGCUUUUGGGGGGCUUCCGUUGUUUUUUGUUAGCACUCACUCCUCUCUGGCCAUGUGGGAGCUUUAGUAGAACUUUUUACGGGGCGCGGGAUUUGAGUCUGGAGGUUGUGUCGACCAAUAAGUGAUGUUUUGUGGUCGCGCUCUUGGACAGCCAGCGUGCCUGCCAUGCUACGUCGUUGGCAAUAACGCGAAUGCGUCCGCAUUGUGGCUUCCGAUUCUGGAACUAAGCAACCAGCAACUAUAUACCGGUUGGCGUCGCGGAAGGUCAAAAGCUUCGUCGUUGUUGGCUAUUAGCGUGGAGUGUGGUUUAGGCGGAAAUUAUUUCGAGUUCACCUGUUUUUAGAUUAGCGCACAACAGUGUGCAAGGAGAAAGAACGUCUUAAGUGGUGGCACAAUUUGCCGUGUUGUCUGUCGCCAUGUGGUUUUCGUCGAAGCCUAAAAAAAAAAAAGUUGAACAUGCAUGAACCGCGAUGUGGUUUGGAAGGUUGUGUUGUUACCUCCGCCUUAACCGGCUCUGCACCCGAUCCUUGCUAGCGAACACGUGUGUUGUCGCACGUAUUGAACCAACUGCGCCUACCGAAUAGAGGCCGGUGUUGCUAGAUGACCCUGGCGGUUUAUGCUCGGCAUGCACCAGAAAGCCCUGCGGUCAUGUUGCUA
Ectocarpus siliculosus is the source of this 1370-nucleotide messenger RNA. NCBI's taxonomy places the organism in Eukaryota, Phaeophyceae, Ectocarpales, Ectocarpaceae. The record is from the annotation of a GenBank genome assembly.